UUUGUUCGCCGGGUUCUUUGAGCGCCACUUUCCUCUGGAUUCAAAUGAAAGGGCCUCACUUCCUUAGUAAGAGUUAGGGUUUUGGAGUUCGGGAAACGUAGUCUCCGCGGGAAAUAAGAGAGGUGAUAUUGGAAAUUAUUAUUAUGGACAGGGUCAUCCCAUGAAACCUCACAGAAUCCGCAUGACCCAUAACUUACUGUUAAACUAUGGCUUAUACAGAAAAAUGGAAAUAUAUAGGCCCCAUAAAGCAACUGCUGAAGAAAUGACAAAAUACCACAGUGAUGAGUAUAUCAAAUUUCUACGGUCAAUAAGACCAGAUAACAUGUCUGAGUAUAGUAAGCAAAUGCAAAGAUUUAAUGUUGGAGAAGAUUGUCCAGUGUUUGAUGGGCUCUUUGAGUUUUGUCAGCUCUCAACUGGUGGCUCAGUUGCUGGGGCUGUCAAGUUGAACCGACAACAAACUGAUAUGGCUGUUAACUGGGCUGGAGGAUUACAUCACGCUAAGAAAUCAGAGGCAUCAGGGUUCUGUUAUGUUAAUGAUAUUGUGCUUGCCAUCCUGGAAUUACUGAAGUAUCAUCAGAGAGUCUUAUAUAUUGAUAUAGAUAUCCAUCAUGGUGAUGGUGUUGAAGAAGCUUUUUAUACAACAGAUCGUGUAAUGACUGUAUCAUUCCAUAAAUAUGGGGAGUACUUUCCUGGCACAGGAGACUUGAGGGAUAUUGGUGCUGGGAAAGGCAAAUACUAUGCUGUCAAUUUUCCAAUGAGAGAUGGUAUAGAUGAUGAGUCAUAUGGGCAGAUAUUUAAGCCUAUUAUCUCAAAAGUGAUGGAGAUGUAUCAGCCUAGUGCUGUGGUAUUACAGUGUGGAGCAGACUCAUUAUCUGGUGAUAGACUGGGGUGCUUCAACCUAACUGUUAAAGGUCAUGCUAAAUGUGUAGAAGUUGUCAAAACUUUUAACUUACCAUUACUGAUGCUUGGAGGAGGUGGAUACACAAUUCGUAAUGUGGCUCGAUGUUGGACAUAUGAGACUGCGGUUGCCCUCGACUGUGAGAUUCCUAAUGAGUUGCCAUAUAAUGAUUACUUUGAGUAUUUUGGACCAGACUUCAAACUACAUAUUAGUCCUUCAAACAUGACAAACCAGAACACUCCAGAAUAUAUGGAAAAGAUAAAACAGCGAUUAUUUGAAAAUUUGCGCAUGUUGCCUCAUGCCCCUGGUGUCCAGAUGCAAGCUAUUCCAGAAGAUGCUGUUCACGAAGACAGUGGAGAUGAAGAUGGAGAAGAUCCAGACAAGAGAAUUUCUAUUCGAGCAUCAGACAAGCGGAUAGCUUGUGAUGAAGAAUUCUCAGAUUCUGAGGAUGAAGGAGAAGGAGGUCGUAGAAAUGUGGCCGAUCAUAAGAAAGGGGCAAAGAAAGCUAGAAUUGAAGAAGACAAGAAGGAAACAGAGGACAAAAAAGCAGAUGUUAAGGAAGAAGAUAAAUCCAAGGACAAUAGUGGUGAAAAAACAGAUACCAAAGGAGCCAAGUCAGAACAGCUCAGCAACCCCUGAACUUGAAAGUCUCACCAGUUUCAGGAAACCAUAAAGAAAAGUCAGAAAAUACUGGAGGACAAAUGUUUUCAUUUUGAAGACUCCUGGCUUCAUUUUAUACUGUUUUGGCAUGGACUGUAUUUAUUUUCAAAGUGGCUUUUUUGUUUUUGUUUUUCUUGGCAAGUUUUAUUGUGAGUUUUUCUAAUUAUGAAGCAAAAUUUCUUUUCUCCACCAUGCUUUAUGUGAUAGUAUUUAAAAUUGAUGUGAGUUAUUAUGUCAAAAAAACUGAUCUAUUAAAGAAGUAAUUGGCCUUUCUGAGCUGAUUUUUCCAUCUUUUGUAAUUAUCUUUAUUAAAAAAUUGUACUUGGA
This is a messenger RNA of Tupaia belangeri chinensis (Chinese tree shrew), 1885 nucleotides long. It is a transcript of the gene HDAC2, whose product is annotated as histone deacetylase 2. The coding region runs from base 161 to 1537 and encodes 458 amino acids. Gene Ontology annotation, cellular component: NuRD complex. Gene Ontology annotation, molecular function: histone deacetylase activity. The transcript is spliced from 14 exons. The record is from RefSeq and is a predicted model, not a curated record. Gene Ontology annotation, biological process: heterochromatin formation. Lineage: Eukaryota; Metazoa; Chordata; Mammalia; Scandentia; Tupaiidae.